Messenger RNA from Helianthus annuus (common sunflower), 2698 nucleotides. RefSeq lists its product as uncharacterized. The record is from RefSeq and is a predicted model, not a curated record. Bases 1489 to 2439 code for a protein of 316 amino acids. The transcript has 2 exons. Lineage: Eukaryota; Viridiplantae; Streptophyta; Magnoliopsida; Asterales; Asteraceae.
UUCAUCAUGGAACGUAUAAUGAAGUUGUAAAAUGCAGGAAAGUAAAUUAUGAACUUAAACAUUCUAGACAAAAAUCAAAGAAAAAAUCUAUAAUGUAAUAAACUAUGUUGUGACCGGAGAUGUUAAAAUAAAACAACCACGUUUUGAUUCUUACAAAUCAUUAACGUAAUUUGCAACAAGCAUAUUUACCUCCAACCAUUAUUAUAUAGCUACAUAACUAAUAUAAUUCACAAUGAUUAAAAAUAUAUUUUAUUGUACAUUAUUUUUCUUGUAACUUAUAAAAAGUUUGUUUAUUCUAAAAAAGCAUAACAUAUAUGUGGGUAUAAAUACAUAAAUGAUGUGCAAUGUUUAAACGGGUAAAUUAAACUAUCAUGCAUGAUGCACGUUAUAUGCAUGAUCUAACGGGUAAAUCAAAACAUCAUGCAAGAUGCAUGUUUAAACUCGUAAAUUAAACCAUCACCAUUCUACCAUCCUAUUGAUGUGCCUAUAAAUACGUUUAUUUUGUCCAUUAAAACUCUACUUAUCUUAAAUAUUCAUAGAAUAAUACAAACAUAAAGUUAUACCGCACAAUGAUGCAGCAUGUGAAAUCACAUACGAUGGUAAUUCUCCUGUUACUACUGAUUUGUUACACCGGUACUGUAGCUUACGGUAGCCUGGGUUUACAAAACUCCUUACGCUAGAAAGCUACUAGAGUACGGUAGGAUUUUUCUUUCAGGAGCUACCGUAACUUAUGGUAGCCCCUGGCAGACUAAGAGGUGCAGUAGGUCACGGAUUAAUAUAAAAAAUAAAAUAAUAGCAAAUCACGUGAUUCAUCCCCACCCAUUCGAUUUCCUGCAUUUAUCCCUAUCCACACAUUACCUUUUCACUAACCAUCUCUUUCACAUAACCCUAGUUCCUCCAUAACCUUCCACACCUUCAAUUCUUCAUAUCUCUCUCAAAUCUUAACCAAAUCCUCUGAUUUCGGGGUCUUUUUUGAGGGAAAUUUCAAGAGCUUUCUGAUUUUGGGUUGGAAUUUAGAAGAAAACAACAUUUUCUGGUCUGAUUUGCAUGUUUUAAAGUCGAAAAUUUUGGGGUUUUAGGAGGUUACUUAUUUUUGAGGUUCCUUUGUAUCUUUGCAUCUAGAAACUCAAGGUAUGUGAUGUUUUCACUCUCUUUUUGAUGAUGCAUUAUGAAAUUGAGGGUUAAUGUUUCUACUUGUUAUAACACACACUUGCUUGUUCAUAGUUGAUGAUAUGAAAUUGUUAGUUUGGAAGAUGGCUAUGGUUGUAAAAGUUAAGUUGAUGCUAAAUUUCUGAAUUUUGGGAAAUCUUUACAUUGUAGAGGCAUCAUGCCAAAUUUUGAAAAAAUAUAAUAUGAAACCUUGUGUUUAUUGGCAUCUACAACCAUAGUUACAAGCAAUAUCUGGAUCCGACGGAUAAGCCGGUAUGGGAGGCGGGUCCAUUGGAUGACCAACCGAUAGAGUGGCAACCAACUUUGUUUAAUGAUCGCAUGAACCGGUUGAAAGAUAAAGCGGCGGCAUUUAUUUGUGAGAAAGAAGUGAAGGAAGUGGAGUUUGGUCCCCUUAAUGUGUUUGCUCGAUUUCGAGCAUUGGGUUGGGAGGCGGCGUUGAAUUGUUAUGAUCGCGAUAACAAGAAUUUGUUUGAAAAUGAAAUCCAAGAGUGGAUGGCCACUCCCACAUGUCCCAAGUAUAACAAGCCACAACAAAUGAAACUAAUCGGCACAGUGAAUGGUAUAGAAGUUGAGAUGUCGUUUGACACUUUGAGGAAGUUGGCAAAGUUUGACAGUUUGGUCGCAAGAGACUAUAUGUUCCCAUCUCUCGACGAUUUGUUUCAUAAGCCGAAAGCCCAUCCACGAUGGAAUGAUAUGUUGGAAGCUUUAUUUCUAUCGGGUACUUACCAUGGCACACUUUAUAGGAAAACUCUGAAGAUUGAAGCCAAGUUGUUGCUCAUGAUUUGUAUUUACAAUGUGAUCACGAGGAGGGGGGAUAAGCAGGAAGUUAGAUUCCCUGAGGUGCCCGUUCUUUAUGCUUUGCUUCAUGGGUCACCCCGUUUUCCAUUCCGGUACUUGGUGAUUAUUAACGUGUGGAUAUGUCGGAACAAAGUUGGAAGGAGUAUUAUUCCCUAUUGCCGAAUAAUCACAAGAUUGCUCAAGAUGUACAAAGCUAUUACGCCGGAGGAUAAGGGUGCUAUGAAAAGACAUAGGCAUUUUGAUAUUCGAAGGAUGGGAAGUGGGUGGACUUAUGAUGAAUCUGAGAGAUAUUAUAAGUUGAAAUCUGAAGGUCAACGGUGGUGUGCGUUGAAGGUGGAUGCGAGAGCAUUGCAGCCGGGUGAGGAUGAUGAGCCCGAGAGUGAUGAUGAGCCCCGAAGUGGGGAUGAUGAUUAUGCUGAUGAGCCAAAUAUGGAACACAUGGAUGUUGUGACACCCCAGGAAAACCAGUAAAUGAUGCAACUUACCUAGCUUCCACACAACUGCACAUGCUAAAUUUCGGGAUGAAAUUUCUUUCAAGUUGGGGAUAAUGUGACAACUCGAGUUUCUAAGAUUCCAUCUUCGCACUGUUACAUGUUAAUUGUUAGAUUGUUUGUUGACACGAUUUGUUGUUUCACAACUGCACACGUUAUAGUAUGUUGAAUCGUACUGUGGUUGAUAUUUUAUAUAUGUUGGUGUACAUUAUAUAAGUGUGUAUGUGAUUUAUAUAUGU